AUGGUGGGUCGCCGAGAGAAAGCGCAGUCUUUCUGCAAAUCGAGGGUCGGCGUUGCCAUAGCAAUCGGAGUCCUUCUCGGCUGUGUCUUCGCCUUGUGCUUCCCCAAUGGCUUUGUUUUUAUUUCCAAUCCGGCCCCUAUUCUCAAUCACCGCUUCGUCAAAUCCAUUGCUCAGGUUGGUUCUACCAUGUGUGAAUCAUCUGAACGGAUCAACCUGUUGAAAUCAGAGUUUGUGGCGGCUUCUGAGAAAAAUGCCAAGUUGAAGAAGCAGGUUAGGGAAUUGACUGAAAAGAUUCGGUUGGCGGAACAAAGGAAAGAUCAGGCAGAAAAACAGGUUCUUGUGUUAGGUGAUCAGAAGAAAGCAGGGCCUUUUGGUACUGUCAAAGGCUUAAGAACCAACCCUAGUGUUCUUCCUGAUGAAUCUGUGAAUCCAAGAUUAGCAAAGAUUUUGGAGAAAGUAGCUGUUAAUAGAGAGCUUAUAGUUGCACUUGCAAAUUCAAAUGUGAAGCAAAUGUUGGAGGUAUGGUUCACUAAUAUUAAGAGAGUGGGCAUAUCCAAUUAUCUGGUUGUUGCUUUGGAUGAAGAAGUUGCAAAGUACUGUGAAUCAAAAGAUGUUCCAGUUUAUAAGAGAGACCCCGAUAAAGUCAUUGAUUCAGUUGCGAGGACUGGAGGGAACCAUGCUGUCUCUGGGUUGAAAUUUCGUAUUUUGAGGGAGUUUUUGCAGCUGGGAUAUAGUGUUCUUUUGUCAGAUGUUGAUAUUGUGUACUUGCAAAACCCUUUUUUUUAUCUGUACCGUGAUUCAGAUGUAGAGUCGAUGACUGAUGGUCAUGACAAUAGGACUGCUUAUGGCUAUAACGACGUCUUUGAUGAGCCAGGAAUGGGCUGGGCUCGAUAUGCACAUACAAUGCGUAUGUGGGUUUAUAACUCUGGUUUCUUCUACAUUAGACCGACAAUUCCUUCAUUUGAGCUGUUGGAUCGUGUGGCCAAUCGACUGUCCAGGGAGCAGGCUUGGGACCAGGCAGUUUUCAAUGAGGAACUCUUCUUCCCUUCUCAUCCUGGGUAUGAGGGGCUUCAUGCUUCCAGGAGAACUAUGGAUUUCUAUCUUUUCAUGAAUAGCAAGGUCCUCUUCAAAACUGUGAGGAAAGACGCUAAUCUGAGCAAGUUGAAGCCGGUAAUCGUUCAUGUUAAUUACCAUCCUGAUAAGCUUCCUAGAAUGUUAGCAAUUGUGGAAUUUUAUGUCAACAGGAAGCAGGAUGCUCUGAAACCUUUUCCUGAUGGUUCAGAUUGGUAA
Molecule: messenger RNA, 1290 nt
Organism: Prunus armeniaca (apricot)
Lineage: Eukaryota; Viridiplantae; Streptophyta; Magnoliopsida; Rosales; Rosaceae
Source: the annotation of a GenBank genome assembly